Messenger RNA from Penicillium roqueforti, 1026 nucleotides. RefSeq names its product FPP/GGPP synthase family protein. Gene Ontology annotation, molecular function: prenyltransferase activity. Gene Ontology annotation, biological process: isoprenoid biosynthetic process. Bases 1 to 1026 code for a protein of 341 amino acids. NCBI's taxonomy places the organism in Eukaryota, Fungi, Ascomycota, Eurotiomycetes, Eurotiales, Aspergillaceae. The transcript has 5 exons. The record is from RefSeq and is a predicted model, not a curated record.
AUGUUUCAUGCCGGGAACCGCGUAUCAAGUACAUCGAGGUGGAGGCCGGAUCUCCGAAGCUUCCAAAUACGCCACGCCCAGACAAAUCAUACACAACAAAAGUUCCAGUCAAAUGAUGAAAGCGAUAGUGGAGCUCGCGAGAUCACCGAGCCGUAUGAGAAGAUUGUGUGCGCUCCAUUAGAAUACCUGCUCUCUAUUCCAGGGAAAGAUAUCCGGGGCAAAUUGAUAUCAGCUUUCAAUGAAUGGCUCCAUCUGCCGGAUGAUAAAUUGGCCAUUGUGAAAGAAGUGAUUGAUCGGCUGCAUACAGCAUCGCUACUGAUAGAUGAUAUUCAGGACGCAUCUCAUCUCCGUCGGGGACAUCCUGUGGCUCAUGAUGUCUUUGGAAUCGCCCAAACCAUCAAUGCAGCCAACUAUGCAUACUUUCUACAACAGAAAAGGUUGAGUGAGAUAAAUGACCCGCGCGCAUUUCCUAUUUUCACUCAAGCGCUCUUGGAUCUGCACGUAGGCCAAGGGAUGGACCUCUACUGGCGUGACGCGCUGGUGUGCCCCACGGAAGCGGAAUACACCCGUAUGGUUAUGUAUAAAACCGGUGGAUUGUUUCGACUUGCAGUAGAAUUGAUGCAAAUUCAAAGCACUACAACUACGGACCUUUCCCGACUCGUGGAGCUAUUGGGAAUCAUCUUCCAGAUCCGGGAUGACUAUAUGAAUCUGCAGAGCGGGAUUUAUGCAAAGAAAAAAGGAUUGAUGGAGGACUUAACAGAGGGAAAGUUUUCCUAUCCUGUGAUUCAUAGCAUCCGUGCGGUUCCAGGCAACAUGCAACUCAUCAAUAUUCUCAAACAACGCAGUGAAGACAGAGCAGUCAAAGUCCGUGCCGUGCAGUACAUGGAGUCAACCGGGAGUUUUCAGUACUGCCGGGAGGUAUUGGGAGGGUUGAUGGAGCAGGCACGAAGCCAUGUUGACGAGCUGGAGAUACUCUUGGGGCCCAAUCAGGGAAUUCGUCAUAUUCUUGAUUUACUUGAGGUCUAA